Molecule: messenger RNA, 1074 nt
Organism: Hyphopichia burtonii NRRL Y-1933
Lineage: Eukaryota; Fungi; Ascomycota; Pichiomycetes; Serinales; Debaryomycetaceae
Product: putative serine/threonine protein kinase
Exons: 1
Coding region: 1-1074 (357 amino acids)
Biological process (GO): protein phosphorylation; vacuolar protein processing; regulation of vacuole fusion, non-autophagic
Cellular component (GO): cytoplasm; Golgi apparatus
Molecular function (GO): protein serine/threonine kinase activity; ATP binding
Source: RefSeq, a predicted model, not a curated record
AUGGAUAUUCUCCUCGGUCUAGUGACCAAGUGCUUACCUUGUAUUCCAGAUAUAUCAACUCCCUACGUUUCAAUUAACAAUAAUAAGUACCAAAUAAUAAAACUAUUGGGUGAAGGAGGAUUUUCAUACGUUUACUUAGUAGCUCAGAAAUCUAACAAGAAUGCUUUAUAUGCAUUGAAAAAGAUAAGGUGUCCGUUUGGAGCCACCGACGAAACGUUCCGUAAUGCCAUGAAAGAAGUUCGUAAUUACCAUCGAUUUGCCAAUUCCAAAACUCCUUAUAUUAUUCAAACAAUUGAUGAAACAGUUAUAGAUGAAAAAGAUGGUUCCAAGACCAUUUACAUCUUACUACCAUAUUUCCAAAAAUCAUUACAAGACAUUAUAAAUUCGAAUGUAUUGAAUAAUGAAGAUUUCGAAGAAGAUGAAAUAUUGAGAAUAUUUGUAGGUAUAUGUCGUGGUCUUCAAGUUAUGCAUAAAUAUAAAAAAUCAGGUGGUAGACCAAUAAGUGAAGAAGGCGAAGAAGAAGACGAUUUACUUCUAAAUGGCUCUGAUGAUGAUGAUAUCUCUGCUAGUGCCGGUACUGAAUUACAAGAAUUAACUCCUUUUGCUCAUCGAGAUAUAAAACCUGCAAAUGUAAUGUUAUCAGCAGAAGGCUUACCGGUUCUUGUCGAUUUAGGCUCUUGCUCAAGAGCCAGGUUUUCAAUCAAGUCUCGUCAACAAGCCUUAGCAUUAACAGAUUUUGCUCAAGAACAUUGCACUUUACCAUAUCGUGCUCCUGAACUUCUUGACGUGGCAACAAACUCAGAAAUUACAGAAUCAACAGAUGUUUGGUCCCUAGGUUGUUUACUAUACUGCUGUUGUUUUGGCUUUUCUCCUUUUGAAAAAUUAGAAAUUGAACAAGGUGCUAGUCUUAAUUUGGCCAUUGCCCAAGGUAAAUACGCUUUACCAGAAGAUAAAAAGGGCUAUUCGGACGGCUUACUAAAUUUGAUUAAAGAAUGCUUAAACUUGGACAACACCAAAAGACCCACCGUGGAUGAACUACUCGAAAAAGCUCUUGGUUUAUCAAAUCGUUCUUAG